UGAGAACUGCAGGAUCCUGGUCUCACUAACAGCUGGAAAGAAAAAGGUUUAUAUAUCCAGCCGAAAUCUUUCUGCUCAACGAACGUGGGAGCCAGGCGUGAGAGGAGAAGCUCGGGUUUGUGGAAACUGGCAAUGCUGUCCCCGGAAGCCGGCUCGGCACCGAGCUGGGUGCGGUGGGGGCCGCGCUAGGUCCGGGCGCGCACGGAGCGCUUCGGAGAGGGUCGGGUUCAGCACCGCGAACAGCGGUAGCCUCCGCCUCUCUCCUUCCCGGGCAGACCCGGGUCCCUCCUCCUUCUCCCCACCCCCCUCCACCCUCAGCUGUCUGGAGAUGGGCAGUGACCGCCCCUCCCCCGCCUCCCCAUCCCUCCUCUCACUGCCCCCGCCCGCCCGCGUGCAUGCGCGACUGAGCAGAGGGGCGGCCGGUCCCCGAAGUCCGGGCUUCAGGACCCGGGCCGGCAGCACCGGCUGCGAGGGUUGCCGAAGGCGCACAGAUUUGGGCGCUGAAAAAGCCUGGAUUUGGCAAUGGCUUUGCUGUGUGGCCUUGGGCAAGUCACUCUGCGUAUCUGGGUUUCACUUCCUUCCCAAUCCGAAAACGGGAUUGGGUUCCUUGCAGACCGGGCAUUCCUGAGGAGCGGCGGCAUGGAAGCUCUCACCACUCAGCUGGGGCCGGGGCGCGAGGGCAGUUCCUCGCCCAACUCCAAGCAGGAGCUGCAGCCGUACUCGGGCUCCAGCGCUCUCAAACCCAACCAGGUGGGCGAGACUUCGCUGUACGGGGUGCCCAUUGUGUCGCUGGUCAUCGACGGCCAGGAGCGCCUGUGCCUGGCGCAGAUCUCCAACACCCUCCUCAAGAACUACAGCUACAAUGAGAUCCACAACCGCCGCGUGGCCCUGGGCAUCACGUGCGUGCAGUGCACGCCGGUACAGCUGGAGAUUCUGCGUCGGGCCGGGGCCAUGCCCAUCUCGUCGCGCCGCUGCGGCAUGAUCACCAAGCGAGAGGCCGAACGCCUGUGCAAGUCGUUCCUGGGCGAGCACAAACCACCCAAGCUGCCCGAGAACUUCGCCUUCGAUGUGGUGCACGAGUGUGCGUGGGGCUCGCGUGGUAGUUUCAUCCCUGCGCGUUACAACAGCUCUCGUGCCAAGUGCAUCAAGUGCGGCUACUGCAGCAUGUACUUCUCGCCCAACAAGUUCAUCUUCCACUCGCACCGCACACCCGACGCCAAGUACACGCAGCCCGAUGCCGCCAACUUCAACUCCUGGCGUCGUCACCUCAAACUCAGUGAUAAGUCGGCCACAGACGAACUGAGCCAUGCUUGGGAGGACGUCAAGGCCAUGUUUAAUGGCGGCACGCGCAAGCGGACCUUCUCCCUACAAGGAGGCGGCGGAGGCGGUGCUAAUGGCGGGUCGGGUGGGCAAGGAAAGGGUGGUGCUGGCAGCGGUGGAGGCGGCGGCCCAGGGUGCGGUGCCGAGAUGACCCCAGGCCCGCCGCCCCACAAAAGCCUGCGAUGUGGUGAAGAUGAGGCAGCUGGGCCUCCGGGGCCACCUCCACCCCACCCGCAGCGCGGACUUGGCCUGGCGACGGGAGCUAGUGGCCCGGCGGGCCCAGGAGGGCCUGGUGGCGGCGCAGGCGUACGAAGCUACCCGGUGAUCCCGGUGCCCAGCAAAGGCUUUGGGCUCCUGCAAAAGCUGCCCCCACCACUUUUCCCCCAUCCUUACGGCUUCCCUACGGCCUUCGGCCUAUGCCCCAAAAAGGACGACCCGGUUUUAGGCGCGGGCGAGCCAAAGGGCGGUCCUGGCACUGGGAGCGGCGGCGGCGGCGCGGGGACUGGCGGGAGUGCGGGAGGCCCGGGAGCCAGCCACUUGCCCCCGGGGGCAGGAGCGGGCCCGGGCGGUGGCGCCAUGUUCUGGGGGCAUCAACCCUCCGGGGCAGCCAAGGACGCAGCGGCAGUGGCUGCAGCGGCCGCCGCCGCCACUGUGUACCCGACGUUUCCCAUGUUCUGGCCAGCAGCAGGUAGCCUCCCGGUACCGUCCUACCCCGCUGCUCAGAGCCAAGCCAAGGCCGUGGCAGCAGCCGUGGCGGCGGCAGCGGCGGCGGCGGCGGCAGCUGCUGGCAGCGGUGGCCCAGAGCCCCUGGACGGUGCCGAGCCAGCCAAAGAGGGCGGCCUCGGCGCGGAGGAGCGCUGCCCGAGCGCUCUGUCCCGCGGGCCCCUGGACGAAGACGGCGCGGACGAGGUGCUGCCACCGCCCCUGGCCCCACUGCCCCCGCCGCCCCCGCCGCCCGCACGCAAAGGCUCCUAUGUGUCGGCCUUCCGGCCGGUGGUCAAAGACACUGAGAGCAUCGCUAAACUCUACGGGAGCGCCCGGGAGGCGUACGGCGCGGGGCCUGCUCGCGGGCCGGGACCCGGCGCUGGGAGCGGCGGCUACGUGAGCCCGGACUUUCUGAGCGAGGGCAGCUCCAGCUACCAUUCCGCUUCGCCCGACGUGGACACCGCGGACGAACCCGAGGUGGACGUGGAAUCCAACCGCUUCCCCGACGACGAGGGCGCACAGGACGAGACCGAGCCCUGCGCACCCAGCGCAGGGGGUGGCCCAGACGGUGAACAGCCCACUGGACCCCCUUCCGCCACCUCCUCUGGAGCGGACGGUCCCGCGGACUCUUCUGAUGGCGGCAGCCCCCGCCACCGGCGCCGCCUCGGGCCACCCCCAGCUGGCCGGCCCUCAUUUGGGGACUUGGCGGCCGACGACGUGGUGCGGAGACCUGAGAGGAGCCCGUCAAGCGGCGGCGGCUACGAGCUGCGAGAGCCUUGCGGGACCCUAGGAGGCCCCGCGCCGGCCAAGGUGUACGCGCCCGAGAGAGAUGAGCACGUGAAGAGCGCGGCGGUGGCGCUGGGGCCCGCGGCCUCCUACCUCUGCACCCCCGAGGCCCACGAGCCAGAUAAAGAAGACAAUCACUCGCCCGCCGAUGAUUUGGAAACGAGGAAAUCCUAUCCAGACCAAAGGAGUAUCUCCCAGCCAAGUCCUGCAAAUACAGACAGAGGCGAAGAUGGGCUUACCUUGGAUGUCACAGGAACUCAGCUGGUGGAGAAAGAUAUCGAGAACCUGGCCAGAGACGAAUUGCAAAAACUGCUCCUGGAACAAAUGGAGCUCCGCAAGAAGCUGGAACGGGAAUUUCAGAGUCUCAAAGAUAAUUUUCAGGAUCAAAUGAAGAGGGAAUUGGCUUAUCGAGAAGAAAUGGUACAACAGCUGCAAAUUGUCAGAGAUACCCUGUGUAACGAACUCGACCAGGAGCGGAAGGCGCGCUACGCCAUCCAGCAGAAAUUGAAAGAAGCCCACGACGCCCUGCACCACUUCUCCUGUAAGAUGCUGACGCCCCGCCACUGCACUGGCAACUGCUCCUUCAAGCCGCCGCUGUUGCCCUAGGGCCGGCCUGGCCGCACCCCUGCGCCCUCAAGCCAUGCUGCUCCUUGUAAAUACCCGCUGCCGCGGCGGCUCUGAGCGAGGAACAAGCCAUUCGGACCCGACCCAUGUAAAUACAGCCGCCCGUCCGCCCGCCUUCCUCCCGGGCUCCCCGACCUUGCCCGCCCCCUCCCGGGCGUCCCAGUCCAGGGCGCCGGCUUGGUUUCCAAGUGUAAAUAGCACCUCAAAUCCUCCUACCCCGUUUGAACUCUAGGGCAUCGGACCUCAAGGGGUUAACUGGACAGACGGGGGCGGAAGGGGAGAGAGCCCCCUCCGUUUGUAUAGCCUUGAACCAGAUUGUGAAUACAAUGUAGCAACUUCGCUGGCGCCUGCCCCGCACUCCCCGUCCCGUCCACUUCUGAAACUCCUGUUCCUAAUGACAAAGUGGCUAUGUGCAAUGGAUAUAAAUGUACUGUGAGUCUCUUGGUCAGUAUUAGGUUCACUUUAAUUUAUUUAUGCUGUAAGUUAUUUUUGCUUCCUUCUCCUGGACCCACUUCCAGUCCCGUUUUGCAUUCCCCUUUGGAUUUUGCUUUGCCUAUUUUUUUUGUUGUAACCUCUUGAUGUAACAGCACUUUAAAAGGGCGACAACUGACUCACGAGAUGGCAACCACCUGGAGCCUGUUUGGGGAGACCACCCUAUACCCUUGACUUUCGUUUUUAAUAAUUAUAAUAAAAAAAA
Molecule: messenger RNA, 4132 nt
Organism: Chlorocebus sabaeus (green monkey)
Lineage: Eukaryota; Metazoa; Chordata; Mammalia; Primates; Cercopithecidae
Gene: SKOR1
Product: SKI family transcriptional corepressor 1
Biological process (GO): negative regulation of transcription by RNA polymerase II; negative regulation of BMP signaling pathway
Cellular component (GO): transcription regulator complex; nucleus; cytoplasm
Molecular function (GO): RNA polymerase II cis-regulatory region sequence-specific DNA binding; SMAD binding; DNA-binding transcription factor activity, RNA polymerase II-specific
Source: RefSeq, a predicted model, not a curated record